Messenger RNA from Penicillium cosmopolitanum, 819 nucleotides. Its product is annotated as androgen-induced gene 1 family protein. The coding region runs from base 1 to 819 and encodes 272 amino acids. The record is from RefSeq and is a predicted model, not a curated record. Gene Ontology annotation, cellular component: endomembrane system; membrane. NCBI's taxonomy places the organism in Eukaryota, Fungi, Ascomycota, Eurotiomycetes, Eurotiales, Aspergillaceae. The transcript is spliced from 5 exons.
AUGUCUCGUGCCCUGAUCGAGAAGCACCCCUUGCAGUGGCUACACAGCCCUUCUCGGGGUAUCUCGACGUUUGUUCAUUUGACCGGCCUCGCAAGCUUUACCUGGUCUUUCAAGUAUAUGCACGAGAACCCUAACCACGCGAACGAAGCAUAUGGCUGGCACUUCCAAUACUUGACCGUUAUUGGCCUGAGUCUGUCAACUCUCACCUUUAUUUUUGCCAUUCUCGCCGAUGUGACACUGUCCCGACGCCUCUUCUUGAUCAAGAACCUCUUGUCAGUGUGUAGUGCGCCGCUGGAAGUAUUGAUCAGCGUUCUCUACUGGGGCCUAAGAUUGAUCGAUGAACGUCUCGUCGUUCCCGAUUGGGCUGUGAUCCCUCUCGAUGCCGGUAUGUGGCUAAACCCCGGGGGUCCGCUCGCAGAGACCCGCCACCCAGCUUUUGUGGGGGCUGUGUGUUUGCUAAUUCAUUUCGGUAGAUAUAAGCUUUCACGCAUUGCCGUCCAUAUUGAUGCUGAUCGAUCUUCUGUUUCUUUCCCCCCGUGGACAAUUACCGUUCUGCCGUCUAUGGGACUAUCCGGUGCCAUUGCCUUUGGCUAUUGGUUCUGGGUGGAGCGGUGUGCCUCCUACAAUGGAUGGUAUCCGUAUCCCAUCUUCGAGCAGCUGCCGACUCCAGGUCGUGUUGCGCUCUUCUCGCUCAGUGCGGUUGUGAUGGCAUUCAGUACUGCAACGCUGAAGUGGCUGCACGGUCGCGUCAAUGGCUUUGGCGUUCCCAUUCCGGCACAAUCUCGCUCUGGUGAGAUUAAGCGUGCAGAUGGCUUGUAG